Messenger RNA from Symbiodinium sp. CCMP2592, 423 nucleotides. NCBI's taxonomy places the organism in Eukaryota, Dinophyceae, Suessiales, Symbiodiniaceae. The record is from the annotation of a GenBank genome assembly.
AUGGCCAAGUCGAGCUUGCUGUCCGCAGUUCUGCUGGUCGCCUUCUUGGGCUCCACCCUCUCCUUCGUGAACCUCUGUGGGCGACAGGCACCCCGCCAGGAGAGCCGCACGGCACUGCGGGGACAAGCCGGCGCUUCCGCCACCCCGUGGACGCCAGUCCUGACCCGUGACGUGGUGGAGAUCGAGUUCACCGCCCCGGCACAGGGUGCACGCUGCCGUUUCAUGAUCAAGGCCGAUGCCGAUGCCAGCGAGGUGCUGUCAGAGGGCCGCAAGAGGCUGGGCUUCAACCAGGAGUGGAUGCCUGACUCCGACUUCAAGAUCUACAAUUCCGAAGACGAGGAAGCCGGUCCCCUCAAGGGAAAGAUGAAGGACAACGGCCUCAUUGACUUUACCUAUGAGGCUGCUGCAUGUCAAGUUUUGUGA